UUGGGAGAUAGAAAUGUUUCCAAUCACGGAGAUCUAAGUAGAAAUGUUCCCCCAAAUUACUUAGAUUGGAACCACCGUAGAAGGGUUAUUUGUGAAGAACUCCUUGGAUUGAAUCCUGAUAUAAUUUGCCUACAAGAAGUGGACAAGUACUAUGAUCUACCAAACAUUUUGGAGAAAGCUGGAUAUCUCGGUGCCUAUAAGAGACGCACUGUCAGCUCUGUUGAUGGUUGUGCUAUGUUUUGAAAGGUUGAUAAGUUUCAGUUGUUAGAGGGAGAAAGCAUUGAAUUGAGGCAGUAUGGUCUUCGCGAUAAUGUCGCUCAACUCUCUGUUUUUGAGAUGCGUGAAGCCCAGUCAAGGAGACUCGUACUUGGGAACAUUCAUUUGCUAUAUUUUCCAGGCCGCGGAGAUGUUAAGCUUGGUCAGAUUCGCUUUCUUUCGUCAAAGGCUCACAUACUUUCAGAAAAGUGGGACCAUGUACCUAUUGUGCUUGCCGGUGAUUAUAAUAGCACUCCCCAGAGUCCAAUCUACAAAUUCUUGUCAUCAUCUGAGCUCAAUCUAAUGCUACGUAACCGAAAAGAGUUGUCUGGUCAGAGACGAUGCCAUCCCUCUCAAGUUCUUGGUCUUAGAAGAGAAAGGGGGAGUUUGUUUGUUCUAAUGGAUAGAAUGUCCUCCUUGAGUAGAUUCAUGCCAAAGAGCAAUGAUAGACCUUCUAAGCUGAGCAUCAUUGCCAACUACCAACCUGCCCUUCCAUCUCAACUGGUUAUGAAGCCAAGAUUUGAAAAAUAUGAAUUGCUCUUGAAAAUUUUGCUUAAACGAUCUAGAGAACUUGGUGGUUCUGUGGAUCUUCUGGACCAUUAUAAACUUGGGAAACAUCUCGAUUUUUUCUGUAAGAGGUCAUUACCACCCUCUAUAUCUGGGACACAAUACCUCAGGAAUGUGGUGGGGGACACAGAAAUAAAGAAAGGUGAAGGGAUGGAACUCAAUCAGCUGUCCAAAAACUCCUCUUAUGUGAGACACCAACGUGUACACUUGCAUCCUUUUGGCUUGGAUCUUCUCACGGAUGCAUUUCAGCUCAGAGAAGCGACAUCUGCGGAUCAUCUGUUGGAAGGCAUUGUGUUACCUUCAGGUGCACCAAAUUUGAAGAAUGAAUAUAAGGAAAAGAAGCAGCAUAAAAAGAUCAAACACAGAGAUGGGUUGAGGAAACAGGAUCCUAGCAGUUGCAUUGACAAGGAUCACAUGCUAAACAGGGAUAAUGAUAAGGAGAAAAAUGGGAGUACAGAAUUAUGGUCCAGAUUUUUUCCUGAGACAGCAAGUAAAGGUAACACACUUCAAAUGAAUUUUAUGCUUCUUGCCAUGAUCCAGUUGCUUCCUGUCUUCUCCAUGAUCAAUUCUAAGAUAUCAUCUAAUAUUUUUAUGAACUCUUUUAGGAUAAAAAUGUGCAAGUGUGGAAGAUGUUAUGCAAGGACCGUAAAAGGUAGGCAGAAGAUUGAGAUGAAGCUAAUUGAAUAUGAGAUAGCACGAGCAGAUACUUUCUCGAAAAGAAAGGAAACACUGUUCAAGGAUGCAAAAAAACGCAGAAAGUUAAAAGAAGAAACAAAAAGUGUUAUGCUGGCUGAGCUAUACAAGUUUGAUUUAAAUGUGGCCAGAGGAGGACGAGAAUCCCACAUAGCUAUGCACCCUUUAGAGCUAAAUAGUUCUUAUGCGAUUGUGAAAAGAUCUCUAACAACAAGGGAUGACAGUGGUGAACCAAUAGCCACAUCUUACCACUCAAAGUUUCUGGGAACUGUUGAUUAUUUGUGGUAUUCUGAAGGUCUUACACCCACAAAAGUUUUAGAUACUUUACCAGUUAAUGACUUGAAGAAAACAGGUGGUCUUCCCUACAAGAAAUUGGGUAGUGAUCACUUGGCUUUGGUUUCUGAGUUUGAGUUUCUGGAAGUUGUUGGAGACAAGAAAGAAGCAACUGAAGACCGUUUAUCAGUUAAAGAUGACAUUAUUUCUACAGGAAUAUUACAUUUCUUAUGGACAUUUAUGGUAUUUCAACUUACAACUUUUGAUUUUCGACACCUGUUGAUGCAACUGGCUUCCACCUUAUUCCUAUCACCAUUUUUUUGUGAAAGAUUUAUAGCAACAAUGAUAAUCAGUGGCUGGAGUUUCCGUUCCUCUUUUCUCUUUUAUAAUGAGUUGUUGUUCUUCUUUAUACUAUAAUUUUUUUCUAAAUUUUCGUUUUAUCAUUCACAUGGCUCCAUAUUGAAUAAUGCAAAUCCGUAACCUGUACUGUAGGUAAUACGAUUACGGUAAUUCCCAGCAAGUAACUAGCUGGGUUUUCAUUCGCUUUCCUUCUUUCAAAUCAAAUUCCCCCUAUUUGGCUUCAGCUUCUAUUUGACAUAAGUUGUAUUUAUGAGUUCUGCAAAGGUUUACCCUUUCCUUUUUAGUUGUUGAACUGCUUUUAUUUAGCUUUUCAUAUUUAUCGGAUAGUUUCUAGAUGAAUUUUGUACAUGCACAUCACAUGAUUUGUUCAUUGUGUGUGUUUGAUUUUGAAAAUAGUAGAUACAUAGACAACACACAUUUUGGGAUAUGCAAUAGUUUCUGAUUUCCUGUAGGUAAGAUGGUAUUUGAAGGUAAAUGGGUUCUUCAAAGGUCCCUAUUGAGGAUGAAAUAAGUAAUCCUCAAAAAUUGAAAAUACCGAAUCAUAGUUCUCUGUGCUCUAUGGUAUACAUGUAUUCCUGCUUGCAUAUGACUAGACGAGCUCUGACGAGCAAGAAGGGGUAUGCCCUAAGAAGCAACAAUGUACAAGCAGCUAAUGUACCCUUGUUUUCCAAAGUAUUUAAUGUACAAUUACAUCUGUUGGUGCUCUUAAAGGAUAUCUAUGAAAAAAAAAGUUCAAUAUUUCGUGGAGUUCUAUUCUUUAUUUAUCAAUUAUCUUUUAGGUAAAAAAUCAUCGUUUUUUCGAUUAAAUUUCAGGUUGAGGUUUCUAAUGCUAUCACUGUUCUGAAAGCAUAUAUUAGUGAUGCUACCCUAUAUACAAAUAAGUUGUUUCCGCAGAAGGUAUCUUUAGCUGCUUCUCCUUGAUGUGUUUCCUUAAAUUUCAAAGAACUUUCUUUUACUGCUACUAAUCCUCUUGGAGAUACAUCUGUCCAUGAUUUCCAUCUUUCUGAAAUAAUUUUAUGAUGUUAGAAGAGAGGGCACAUGACAAACUUUGUUCAUACUAGUCUUGAUUUUAUAUACCUUUUAUGUUCUUCCAAAUUUCACUUGUGUUAAUUUAACUAUUUUUAUGAGGAGGAAUCAUAUUUGAUUAAAUGACCUGAUUGUUAUUGUCAUCAUCACCUUAUAAUACACCAUAACUUUGAUAAGUUUAUAGGCUCAACUAUCCAAGUAAAAGAAGUAGAUAUUAAAAGAAGAUGAAGGGAAAAAAACUACAUAUAAUUUGAAGCUUAAAGGGUACCCAUAGGAUAAAGAAUUACCAAAAAUUGUUAGUUAGAUAAGGGUAAAUUUUAAAAUCCACAAUUGGUUAAUAGUAGCAGUGCAGGAGCCGUAAUAUGUAAUAUGUAAUUUGAUGAGUUCCUGAAACAAGAUGUUAGCAAUCCCUUGCAGAUUCUGAUUUGUGGCCCAUCUUACCCUUAUUGUUAGUUGUAGCAUGACUUUUAUUCUUUAUAAAGUAACAGUCAAAACUAUGAGUGGGAGUUCUCACAUGUAAUUAUAUAUAUGAAGUUCUUGGUUUUAUCAGAAAAUUGAGAAAGCCUUGCACACGAUUGCUUCAAAGAAAAAAGGAAGGAAAGAGGAAAUCUCACUCUUAUUGUGUGUUUAGUUAAAGUCUUGUGAGUUCUCCUGUGGUUUGUUGUACCUUUUCAUUUGGUUCUUUUCUUCCUGCAAGUGGAAAAGCUGCACUGUUUUUUGAGCAUUCUGCUACAACUUGAGGUGCUCUGAGGCUAUCUCGAAGUUCGUUCAUUCUUGCACUUCUAUACAGUCUCUCUGGGUGGUUCUGUGCUUUUGUUGAGCAGUUUUUGUUCCCCUUGUUUUCUUUUUGUAACGAUAUAAAAAUGCGAUUUUCUAUGAUGUUUAAUUUGCUACUACUUGAGGAUUUCUUAGUAAAAACCUGUAUUCUAUUCA
This is a messenger RNA of Capsicum annuum, 4107 nucleotides long. RefSeq lists its product as uncharacterized. The record is from RefSeq and is a predicted model, not a curated record. Gene Ontology annotation, molecular function: 3'-5'-RNA exonuclease activity; protein dimerization activity; DNA binding. NCBI's taxonomy places the organism in Eukaryota, Viridiplantae, Streptophyta, Magnoliopsida, Solanales, Solanaceae.